Messenger RNA from Benincasa hispida (wax gourd), 782 nucleotides. The record is from RefSeq and is a predicted model, not a curated record. NCBI's taxonomy places the organism in Eukaryota, Viridiplantae, Streptophyta, Magnoliopsida, Cucurbitales, Cucurbitaceae.
GGAAAGAAGAAAGCAAAAAAAAGGAGAAUUUAAAAUGUCUAAGUGUGAUUUCAUUCUUGCCUUAUGUUUUGUUUGCAUCUUCUCCCUCUUUACCUUUGGUUAUAGUGAAGCUGAUCGAUUCUUCGUGGAGGGAAAAGUUUAUUGUGAUACAUGCAGAGCUAAAUUUGUCACUAAAAUCAGCGAAUACAUGGAGGGUGCAGAGGUGAAGUUGGAAUGCAGAAACCAAUCAACCGAAAGAGUAACAUACAGCAUGCACACCACGACCGACGAGACCGGAACCUACCGGAUGCCGGUGGACGGAGACCAUGAACAAGAUAUUUGCGAAGUGUUUCUUAUUAAAAGCGGCAGAAGCGACUGCGACGAGAUCGUUCGUGAAGGCUUCGUCAAACAAACAGCAGAAGUUGACCUUACUAGAAACAAUGGCAUCUCCUCUCCCGUUCGCCAGGCCAACCCUCUCGGCUUCCUCAUUAAGAAACCUCUUUCCCAGUGUACCGAAGUCCUUCGAGAACUCGGCUUCACAUCCAUCGGAGCUCUCGUCUAAUUAAUAUUGAUUUUCACUUUAAUUCAUGUUACUCUAUUUACGAUAGUGCAACCAGCCAACUUUUAAAUUGAUUGGUAAUUUGAGAUUCUGGAGUUGGGUUGGUUUCCUUGAGAUGGGAUGGGGAAGAAUUAUUGCUAUUUUUCAAUUGGAUAGCUUGCAAUAAUUAAGCAUCUUAAUGUACUUUAACAAAAUAAAUAAAUAAAGCAUCUUAAUGUUUAUUAACUUAAAUUAAUAGGGUCUU